This is a messenger RNA of Gossypium raimondii (Peruvian cotton), 926 nucleotides long. Its product is annotated as CASP-like protein ARALYDRAFT_485429. The record is from RefSeq and is a predicted model, not a curated record. Bases 329 to 787 code for a protein of 152 amino acids. The transcript has 3 exons. NCBI's taxonomy places the organism in Eukaryota, Viridiplantae, Streptophyta, Magnoliopsida, Malvales, Malvaceae. Gene Ontology annotation, cellular component: membrane.
AGGGGAAAAUGUCUUAUGGAUUUCAUUUCUGUAAGACAUUUUCCGGUUCCUCCUUCAUUCAGGUAAGGUUCUUUCUCGUUCUUCCGUUCUUCGUUCAUUUUCCUUCUUCCGUUCUUCAUCUUCUCUUCCAGGUAAAAGUUCGUCGUAUAUCUUCUCUUCUCAGCAUAUUCUGUUUCGUUUCCUCUCUUUCUCUCUUUCUCAGGCAAAUCUGCCAUGAAUUCUAUUGUUUCAAUCCCUUCUCCUAGUGUUUGGCCUCUGCUUUUUUAUUGGGUUUUAGGGGAAUACACUAAAGAAGAAGAAACAGAAAGAUAAGAUGACAUGAGGGACGAUGGAAGCAGUGCCAGGGGCGUUGGGAACAAGCGCCAGCUUGGCUCUUCGUUUGGGACAAACUGUUUUCUCCGCUGCUUCACUUCUCUUUAUGUGUUUGGAUGUUGAAUUCUAUAGCUAUACUUCUUUCAGCUACUUGGUGACAGUCAUGGGUUUAGUGACUCCAUGGAGUGUGUCAUUAGCAUUGGUUGAUGCAUAUUUCGUGUUCGUUAAAGGCUUACCACGACAACCAAGGGUACUGUUAGUUGUCAUUGUUGGAGACUGGGCCUUGUCAUUUCUCUCACUAGCCAUGGCUUGCUCAACUGCUAGUGUGACAAGUCUCUUGGUCAAUGUCAGCUCGACAUAUUGCUCGUCAAAGAUAUGCAGUAGAUAUCAGUUGUCUGCAGCUAUGGCUUUCAUGUCGUGGUUUCUAUCCUUUGCUUCAACUCUCUUCAAUCUUUGGCUCCUUCCAUCUUUGUAGCGACUCGCAACUUCCAAGUUCCAACCCUUUCUUCAUACACAAAAAGUUCAGCAGGCAGAUCCUGACAGUUCCAUAGAUGUUCAAAUUAAGAAGUGUACAUUGACAGUAUUAUAUACAAACAUCAAAAUCUUGAACGAUA